AUGCCGGACAACUCCUCCUCUUUCUCCACCAAUAUCGUCCUCUAUCUUGUCAAUGGUUUUGUUUACAACUGCUUCGACUCCAGAGUUGGCAAUAUCAUCUUUGCUGCCUUCACUAUCACCAGCUUCCUCCUCAUCUUCCCUCUCUCCGUCAUCACUCUGUAUCUGGGUCAUCAGCUAUGGCGGAGGAAACCCUCCACCUUGACCAGUCACUCUGACUUCUUCACCUACCACAUGGUCGUGAUGGAGAUGAUCUACCUCUCAGCUGCGGUCACUUACUGCAUCGGUGUCUACACUGGUGACACACCGGUGAUGGUGGCGGCUUGCUACGUGUUCUACAUCAGCUCAUGUGGACAGAUGUCCUUUCACACCCUUACCUGCGUGGAGCGUUACCUGGCUGUUGUUUUUCCUAUCACCUACAUGCACGUCAGUAAAGGAAGUGGGGUCCGAGUUAGAAAUAUGACCAUUCUGUGUGUUUGGUUUUUCUUUUUUGCAAAGAUGAUUGUAAUAGUUUUUGAAGGACUUGAUGUUGUUGUCAUGGUGUAUAUUGUGCAACAGGCCUUAUCCUUAGCUAUCAUGUCUUUUUGCAGCUUAGCCGUACUCAGGGCGUUAAAGCGCACAGGGCCAGGGGAGAGGGUAGGGGACCGACAGAGGGUUGACCUAUCAAAGCGAAGGGCAUUCAACACAAUCAUGGCCAUACUGGGAACUUUGCUUCUGAAAUUUGGGAGUGCUCUGUUUUGCAUCCCAGUACAUAGCUCACCAUUUAUCGGGAAAAAUGAACAGUGUGCGUUUCUGGAGUCAAGUUACUGGUUUCGUCUGCCCAGCAGUGUGGUGUUACCUCUGCUCUUUCUGCACAGAGUCAGAAAGUUACCAUGUUGUGGGAACAAUGUUGAGUCUGAACGAAGAGCAUCAUGCUGUGGUUCAAGAAUAUGCUAACAGACAGAUCACAUCAGAAGAUCGAGACAUGACAACAUUUGGUGAAAGCUAAGUUUUCUGUUCUUAUAUGAAAAUGCAAAUAGUGGAUGACGGUGCCUUGACAUAGACCUGGGGUGAGGGUUGUAUUCUGGUCUUAUCCACCCUAAUACAAGGAAGACCAACACUCUAGUGUUCAGUGGGGUUUCUUAAAGGCCUCUAAAGAUCUGCAAUAUACAAAUCUACCACAACCGUGACAUCCUACAAAUCUGUCAACUGUAAAAUAAAGAAAUCCUGAUAAAUGUCUACAUCUUCAUCUCAAUUUGUUGUUAUUCAGGGGUUAUUUACCCCUUUACUGAUUUCAAGGAUAUUUCUUAAUGGCAGCACCUGAAAGUAGACCUGGGACCACAGAAAUUAUGAUCAAUCUAUACAUAGAAAUAAUAAAAACGACAUGAUUUUUAACUGACAAAUUCUCAGACCUCAUACCAACUCUACUGCUCCACCGCUCCCCUGAUGAUACUCAGGAUCUGACCAUGCAAUCGGAUCUUUCCAUGGAAACGAAAUCCAGACGGGACAUUUGCCUACCGAGAUUUUGAGUAGAAAGUAUCACUUAAACAGAUACCUGCUGUAGGUUUGAGAUAUGCAAAAAAAAUAUCCCGCAGACCGUCUGCAGCCCAUCUUCAUACACGCAAAUUGAUACCAAUCACACGCACAUAGAUGAGAAUAUAUAGAGAGAGGAGAUGCUCUGUCCAGAAGUCCUGUUUAAGUCGACGAAGAGGGAUGUCCAGGACCGGGGACUUUUGGAGAAGUGAGUUUGAGUUUUUCGUAUUCUUUUCUUUUUGUGAAAUGAACAUAUCUGGGUCGUUGAAUCAUUUUGAGUUGUCUUUUCUUCACUUUUUCUCAUUUAAUUUUCCAAGUUGAACGUUGUUGUAGGGUUGACAGAACUUUUUAAAACAAGUAGCAAGAGGAACAUCAUCAAAAAUCUGCAUCUAACAUCUUAUUUUGUUUGUCUCCCUCCCCUGUUGUUGAUCUGCUUACCAUGUCUGCAUAAUAGUUAUGCUCUUCAAUUCUUCAUCCAAUGGCUCCGUCCUUCCUCCUCAUCUAGCUUCCUUGAAUUCCUCCCUUCCUCCUCUCUCAGUCACAUGCUUUGACCACAGAACCAGCAUAUUCAGCUUCACCGCCUUCUCCAUCACCAGCAUCCUCCUCCUGUUCCCUCUCUGCAUGCUCAUCAUCUGCCUCGGUCUCCAGCAAUGGAGGAAACGGCGCUCGGCCUCCGCUGCGGAAACAAGUCACUCCGAUAUCUUCACCUACCACAUGGUUGCCAUGGAGAUGAUUGGCAUCCUUGGAUGUGGGCUCUACUGCUGUGGCGUCUGCCUUCUAGAGCCGUGGUUGGUUUUGUUUGGCGUGUACUUCUUCACAGCCACCUCAAAUGGACAGAUUUUUUUUCAUAUCCUCACCUGUGCCGAGCGCCAUCUGGCAGUUGUUCACCCAAUCCUGUACCGUGGCCUAAAACAAAGGGGCGGAGUCAGGAUCAGAAACAUCACAAUCGGGUGCGUUUGGUUGCUCUUUCUUGGACUGUUUGGUCUCAUCAGACUGGCUGCCAAUUCCAGCACUUUGCCGUUUUUGUUUCUAAUGCUUCUCGCAAUAACCGCAGUCUCCUUCUGCAGCCUCUCGGUUCUCCACACUCUGAAGCGCCCAGGGCCAGGGGACGGGGGUGGGAACAGGGCGAGGGCAGACAAAACAAAGAUGAAAGCUUUUCAGACCAUCACAAUCAUACUGGGGGCUCUGCUGCUACGAUUUGGCGGGCAUUUGCUUGUACUUGUAAUUUACAUCUUCUCAGAUUUGAGUGAGACUGUUAGGUGUGGACUGCUAGUGUCUGGAGUCUGGUUUAACCUCCCGAGCAGCAUGGUGUUACCUAUUCUGUUUCUGCACAGGGCUGGGAAACUGUUGUGCUGCAGGAAUAA
Molecule: messenger RNA, 2873 nt
Organism: Xyrichtys novacula (pearly razorfish)
Lineage: Eukaryota; Metazoa; Chordata; Actinopteri; Labriformes; Labridae
Source: the annotation of a GenBank genome assembly